CAAAACCCAUCGAAAGAAGUGAUACUGUUGUUGGGUGAUCUUCACCAAAGCGAACUUAGCUUCAGUGUUUUUUAUCAUUUUUUUCGAUUUUUCGAUAUUUUCAUAUUUCGAUUUUUCAUUCGAAUUCAUCAUACACGCACUCGCGCACAUUUAACAUUUUAUUUUAUUUAAUUUGAACGCGUUUUCGAAAGAUGGAUUUACCCGAAACAAUGGACGCUACAACCACCAUGAUGAUGACGGCUCCCGAUUUCAACGAUUUUGCUACAUCCAUUGACAACAACAAUUACGAUCAACAUUACCUGAAUGAAUAUCUUUACUAUACAUUUAAGGAAUCCUUGGUGACCGAUGAUCAACAGCAGCAAUCACCAUUCGAUUCUAUGGACUGCCAACAACUGGUCAAUCACAACAGCUAUCAUCCCAUUUUCGAUUAUGGCGAGCAACAACAAGAGCAGCAUCAAACUUUCGAGCCGACAAUGUAUGGUGACCAUGUUUCGCAAAAUGAUCGCCACUCAAUGAUGGAUCCCUGUUUGGCUGAUGGCUUCAAUCAAUCGGACUUUUCCAAAUGGGCAGAUUGCAUCGAUGAUUUGGAAUUUCCUGAUCAAACAUUCAAUACGGAAUUUUUCGUCAAUUUCAUCAAUGACAAUGUUAAAGUGGACAAUUCCAUUACGGAUAGCAAAUUAUUUUCCGCAACCACUACUGCCAUCAACAAUUUUGAUGAUUAUCGAAUGAUGACCAUGGCUGACAACAACGGUGGUCAACAGCAAUGUUCAACACCGAAAUCCGAAGUUGAUAGUGAUGAUAACGACGACAAACAUGGAGAGAUUUCGAAAUCUCGAGAAGUGAAAUUGUUCAUUCCGGUUCAAAAUGAAAAAGAAAUGAUCAUCGUGAAAACCGAAGUUCCGGAUGAUGCUGAUCAAGUUCCCAUUCAAUCAGUGACUCGUGAAAGCAAUGACCAGAACAAAAAUCAAAAAUCCAUCGUCAAGCAAUUGCUGAUUGAUCUGAAAAAAUUGUUGUUUCCGCACAAACUCUGGAGUCUGAUCAAUUGCCCGACAUUCUCGGCAAUCAAUUGGUCGAAAAAUGGCCGAGAGAUUCAGAUCAACAUCAAAAAAUUGACACCAUUUCUGUCGCAAAUAACCCGAUCGAAGAAAUUCCAAUCGUUUCUCCGUCAAUUGCACAUGUAUGGAUUUCGUAAGACCACCAACUUCAACUUGAAAAAGCGCAAAUUUGACCGUAAUAUUGUUUGCUAUGUGCGAAAAGGAUUCACUCGUGACAUUGAGGAUGCGAACAUGAUUGACCAAAUAUUCCAUAAAAAGUGAUUACAUCUUUAAUAUCUUAUAUCAUUGUUGUUUGUUUGUGCCAUUCGAUUCUAUCAUAUGGUUUGAUAUAUCCAUCUACAUUUUAUACACUCUAUCUAAUGUUUCAUU
Molecule: messenger RNA, 1424 nt
Organism: Dermatophagoides pteronyssinus (European house dust mite)
Lineage: Eukaryota; Metazoa; Arthropoda; Arachnida; Sarcoptiformes; Pyroglyphidae
Biological process (GO): regulation of DNA-templated transcription
Molecular function (GO): sequence-specific DNA binding; DNA-binding transcription factor activity
Source: RefSeq, a predicted model, not a curated record